AUGGCAAAAAGUACUAGAGUCUUUUUUGCUAGUGUUUUUCUUCUUGUUUUGAUUAUGUGUAGUGAAGUUGGGUCCGUAGGUGGAAGGCAUUUGAAGCAUCGGCUGUGCAAGAAAUGCAUGAGUCGUGAUACUAAGGAUGAUUUGAAGGGAGCAGGGGUGGCGGGUGGGAAGCUGACUGGUGGUGAGCGGUCAAGCAAGGUGAUGUUUCUGUUUCCAUCACCAUCAUAUUUGAUGUCGUCGGAUUCUGUUCCGUCGACACUGCCUCCUCGACCAAGUGGAGACAAUGAACAAGAAGUAGAAGAGGUAUCGAGUGGAGACAAUGAACAAGAAGUAGAAGAGGUAUCGAGUGGUUCUUCAAAACAAUGUUGUGAUGAGACAUAUAGUAAUGAGGAUGGAAAGGAGGCAAUAGAAAAUUCUGAACAAAUAGUUGAGAAACCGAAGAUUGGAAUGAUAUUCAAUACACAAGAUGAAGCUUACCGGUAUUACUCAAGAUACGCUCAACAAAUGGGAUUUGCAGUAGCGAGAAGAAACUCAAGAAAGGGAAAAGAUGGAAAUGUGAGACAUGUAUGUUUUGAAUGCAAUCGUGGUGGAAAGGCGAGGGUGAAAACAAGCAAUCCAGUCAAACCACGACCACAAACAAAAUGUGGUUGUCGAGCUCGGCUUAAUUUGUCGACAAACCCGGAUGGAAAAUGGAAGAUAAAUCGGGUUGCGUUGGAGCACAAUCAUGAAAAUAGCCUGGGAAAGGCCAGGUUUCAUAAGAACUAUAGGGUUCUUGAUGAACAUGUGAAAAGAAAGCUCCUACUGAAUGAUAAAGCUGGGAUUAAGACGUACAAGACUUAUGACUCCCUUCAGAUUGAAGCAGGGGGACCUGAGAACCUUCCAUAUCUUCCCAAAGACUGCCGAAGAUAUGUGGAUAGAGAGCGACAUAAAUUACUUGUUGAAGGAGAUGCUGAGGCAAUGAGUAGGGCAGCUUGUAAGGAGUUUGGGGAUGUUGUGACGUUUGACACAACGUACUUGGUAAACAAGUAUGACAUGCCUUUUGCUCCAUUUGUAGGUGUGAACCAUCACAGUCAAUCGAUUUUAUUAGGAUGUGGUCUCAUCUCUCAUGAAGACACCAAGUCAUUCUCGUGGUUAUUUAAGACUUGGAUGACAUGCAUGUGGGAAUGUGCUCCUAAAGCAAUUAUUAUCGAUCAAUGUAUGUCCAUGAAGAAUGCUAUAGAAGAAGUAUUUCCUAACACCCGACACCGGUGGUGCAUAUGGCAUAUCUUGAAAAAGGUGCCAGAAAAGUUGGGAAAGUACGACGCGUAUAAAUCAAUUUCAACUUCUUUACACGAAGCAGUUUAUGAUUCACUAACAAUAGAAGAAUUUAAGGAUGCUUGGGAUGUGUUCAUCAAAGAGUACCAACUCCAAGAUAAUGAAUGGUUACAUGGGUUGUACUUAGAGAGGAAUCGAUGGGUGUCGACUUUUGUAAAAGAUGUCUUUUGGGCGGGAAUGUCAUCCACAUAA
This is a messenger RNA of Rhododendron vialii, 1506 nucleotides long. RefSeq names its product protein FAR1-RELATED SEQUENCE 5-like. NCBI's taxonomy places the organism in Eukaryota, Viridiplantae, Streptophyta, Magnoliopsida, Ericales, Ericaceae. The transcript is spliced from 3 exons. Gene Ontology annotation, biological process: regulation of DNA-templated transcription. Bases 1 to 1506 code for a protein of 501 amino acids. The record is from RefSeq and is a predicted model, not a curated record.